UGGUAUGCUAAAGAAUAUUUAUGAGGUGUGGCUAAAAUCAAGUCAUAUUAAAAGAGAAAGUUCCUCAAGAUAACUUUCCCCUAAAUCUACAUAUCUCAGAGCGGCUUCGAUUUUCCUCGGACGUUUGAGGGGAAUUUACACUUGCAAACAUGGCUUCAGUGAUUGUAGUGGUCCUUGCUGUAGUUUAUCUAUUCAUCCCUGCUGUGGUUUGCGCCGAAGUUUUGUGGAAAUUGGAAUGUCAGCCUACAGUUGGAAUUGCUGCGCAGACCACAGUUAUUAGAUGCCCUAUCAAACACAGUGGUCAAAUUGAAGUUUUUGGAGUUGCACUGACAAAAGUGAAACAGGAAAAGCCAGUUUUUGAACAUAUUAUAAAUAAGACACCAUUAGGAGACCCGCGAUUUAGUUUAGUAAACCCAGCAAAAGAUCCAUCUCUGCAAAUCUCUGACACUGUGUUUUCUGAUGAGGGUGAAUAUGAGUACUAUGUUGUAACAAACAUGGGUGAAAAAAGAGCAAGACUUAGCAUCAGUGUCGUAGCCAAUUACAGAGAUCCUGUCACAAGUUCAUGGCCUGAAAAUGUUACAGACGGAGGACCUGUCAACCUUUACUGCAAUGCUACUGAUGGCUACCCAGCAGGCACCAUUCAUUGGUUUGACAAAUCUGAAACUAAUCGGACCAUUGAUUCUAUAAUGACAAAAGCCAUCAAGGAAACCAAUGGUUCAAAAUCUGUGGCUUUAUCAAGCAAACUGUCUAUUGACUCCAGUCUGGCACCAUUUAGAUGUGUUGUCCUCAACAGCAAAUUUGUCAAGGAAGGAGAGAAGACAUUUCAGAUCAUCCUCAAACGGGAUUCUGAACAGGAGCAUUCUAAUACAAGAAACAUUGUUGCUGGUGUGAUGGUCAUUGGAUCACUUACUGCAGGUCUUCUGUUUUCUCUGUUGUUUUGCCAAAGAAGAAGUGUUCAGAAUGUUAGACGAGCUUCUGCCCAACCCAUACUAAGUGAUUAUGACCCAGGAAAAACUGCAGAUCCUGAUCUGGAAACAGGCACCGAAACCGGAGCAUUUUGUAACAGACACUGGAAAAAGAAAUGUUUAGUUAAAAAACAAAAUGCUUCAUUUGAUAAGAUCUGAAUUUACAGGUUUAAUUGUUGUUUAAGUUUCACUAACAAAGACAAUUUCUAAAGGGUUGGAUUAAGUAGAACUAAAAACUAAAGAUGACAAUUGAAGGUGACCAUUUCUUACAGUGUGGUUGACAUGACGUACUUUUGAAAUGUCCUGCAGUGUGAUAUGCUAUAAUACUAAAACCAUUUUAAACAGCAUUUUGCUAAUCCUUUAUAAUUAAUCAUGCAGAAUGUAUUAUCUCACAUUAAUUGAGAGACUGCAUGGAAUAUUUGUACUUUUAAAACUCAAUUUUUCACACUGCUGGACAUUGAAACAUUUAUAUUGAAACAUGCAUUCUUAAACAUGCAUAUACAUUUUUACUUUUUUUUUUUUAUAUAUAAAAAAAAAAAAACGUCCAUAAUAUUUGUGCCAGUAAGGACUGCAAGAAUGCAAAGAGGUUUUUCAAAAUGUUUAACUGUGAUUAUUGACUGCGAUUGCUGCUUCUUUAGUAACAAAUGUGGGUUUAGGGAGCAUAUGCAAUGUGUGUCCCUGUUAUAUUCAUCACUACAUCAGUCAUUUACAUUUACAUUUACAUUUAUGCAUUUGGCAGACGCUUUUAUCCAAAGCGACUUACAGUGCACUUAUUACAGGGACAAUCCCCCCGGAGCAACCUGGAGUUAAGUGCCUUGCUCAAGGGCCCAACAGUGGCAUCUUGGUGGUGCUGGGGCUUGAACCCCCAACCUUCUGGUCAGUAACCCUGAGCCUCAACCACUGAGCCACCACUGCCCCACUGCAUCAGUCAAAUCCAUUAUUGCAUGAAAUGUAUAUGUAUAGCCUAUAGGGGAGACCGGGGCUGGGUAUCACUCAGGGAAGUUGUCAAAAGGGCUAGAUCAGGCUGGCUAAAUCUCAUCAACUACUGUAUAAGGUUUUGAGUCAAAAGUCCAAUUCCACAAUAAUUUUUCCAGUAGUAGAGUUUUUUAUGUUGCUUUCAAACAUCUGAUUCAAAACUGAUUAUUUUAACCAAACACCUAAUUCAAAAUAUAAUAUUUGUGAAUCCUAUCCUAGUCUACGUAUAAUUUCAAUAUCACCAUAUUUCAGAAUAGGGAAAGUUAUCUGUUUUUAUUGGGGUAGGUUAUCACAUUUUAAAUGUCACAAGUUAACGGAGUAUAUCAAUUACAAUGUUUGUUGGCCAAAACAGUGGUUUUUCAUUUUUGUACAUUACCCAUGCUUCAUAAUUGUUUUACUUUUUAUUUAGCUUUAAAGCCUAUAAAAAAAUGCCUGCAGUAUAUAAUAAAAUUUACUUUCAAGAAUAAAUUUACCCUAGACAUGUUUUACCAGAGUAAACUAGUAAAACUAGGCAACUAGCCCAUCUCCCCUAUCUGAAACGUGAAUAAUGUAUGAAACAACACAUCACUAACAUAUAUCAACUAUUUGACUUUUUAUCGUUUCGAAAACUUUCAACACUUAAUUGAAAAAAUCCUUUUAAGAUUUACACAUUUCAAUUUCAAAUUGUAAUUUUGUAAUAAAAUAAAAUAAAUAUUAAUUUAAUUUAGUUAAACGAUACGCUUUUCAGUUUGAUGGAACAUUGUUCUGAAAUCGAAUUGUAUAAAUCUUAAAAAUAGGGUAAAAAUAAGAGUUUUUCUUUUUUAAUUUAUUUUUUUGUUCUAGAAUUAUGUUUGUAUUACUUUCAUUGUGUCACCGGUCACCUAUGCUUAGUCUGAAUGAAAAUAACUUUAAACGUUUGAGAUAAAAUGGGAUGAAGUGAUUAAAUACAAAUUAUAAGAAUACAUUUUUUUUAUCUAAUAUACACGGGCAGCCAAAAGUUUGGAAUAAUGUACAGAUUUUGCUCUUAUGGAAAGAAAUUCGUACUUUUAUUCACAAAAGUGAAAAAAAAAAAAUCAAAUUCAGAACUUUUUAAACUGCUUCAAAGAGUUCUCAUCAAAAAAUCCACCACCUGCAGCAGUGACAGCUUUGCAGACCCUUGGCAUUCUAGCUGUCAGUUUGUCCAGAUACUCAAGUGACAUUUCACCCCAAGCUUCCUGUUGCACUUGCCAUGUUUGUCACUUCUCACGCACCUUAGUCUAGCUGAUCCCACAAAAGCUCAAUAGGGUUAAGAUCCUUCACACUCUUUUACAAUUAUCUGUUGUCCUAUGUCUGUGUUUCUUUGCCCACUCUAACAUUUUCUUUUUGUUUUUCUGUUUCAAAAGUGGCUUUUUCUUUGCAAUUCUUCCCAUAAGGCCUGCACCUCUGAGUCUUCUCUUUACUGUUGUACAUGAAACUGGUGUUGAGUGGGUACAAUUCAAUGAAGCUAUCAGCUGAGGACAUGUGAGGUGUUUCUCUAUUUCUCAAACUAGAGACUCUGAUGUACUUAUCCUCUUGUUUAAUUGUACAUCAGGCCUUCCACAUCUCUUUCUGUCCUUGUUAGAGCCAGUUGCCCUUUGUCUUUGAAGACUGUAGUGUACACCUUUGCAUGAAAUCUUCAGUUCUUUGGCAAUUUCAAGCAUUGUAUAGCUUUCAUUCGUCAAAACAAUGACUGACUGAGAGUUUCUAGGGAAAGCUGUUUCUUUUUAUUGCCAUUUUUUACCUAAUAUUGACCUUAAGACAUGCCAGUCUAUUGAAAACUGUGGCAACUCAAAAACAAACACAAAGACAAUGUUAAGCUUCAUUUAACAAACUAAAUAGGUUUCAACUGUGUUUGAUAUAAUGGCAAUUUAUUUUCUAGUACCAAAUUAGCAGUUGAGCAUGAUUACUCAAGGAUAAGGUGUUGGAGUGAUGGCUGCUGGAAAUCGGGCCUGUCUAGAUUUAUUCAAAAAUGACUUUUUUUCAAAUAGUGAUGGUGCUGUUUUUACAUCAGUAAUGUCCUGACUAUACCUUGUGAUCAGUUGAAUGCCACUUUGGUGAAUUAAAGUACCAAUUACCUUCCAAAACAGCAAAAGCAGUACAUUAUUCCAAACUUUUGGCCACCAGUGUCCAUUUGUAUAUAACAUUUAACUUUUCUUUAUAAAUGCAUUUUCUCUUAAACUGUAGCCUACUAAUUGUGUUUAACUAUUUUGUGCCACUAAAUAAUGAGCAAUAAGUAUGGUUCUGUAGAAAAGUUUUCUACAACGCUACACUUGUUGUUUGUUUUAAUAGAGAACAGAAAUAAAGUUUUGUGCUUUGUUUUUCAUUCAUUUUAUUUUUAUUUUAAGUGAAUUUUAAAAUGUUAUUAAAAUGAGGAUGCUGUGAGAUAAUUUCCAUCUGUGUGGAUUGGGGCUUUUGAAACUAUAAUCCUUUAAUUUUAAGCCCUUGUUUUUGGAUUUUAUUUUUUUUUAAUUUUAUUUAUUUUUUACCAUCCUGCAAAACAAUCUCUUGUCGUUUGUUGAAUGUUUAUUCCCUGACCCUUUGAUGCAUCUUUUGACUCAAAAGUUAAUCUUAACAUCACAUCAUGUUUUGCUAUAUUAUAUCACUAAAUUUCAUUAUGCCUCACAGAAUCAGCUCUACAUAUUCAGCUCCCAAGGACCCAAGAAAUCCAAACAGACUAAUCAUAGGAAAGUUAUGCAAAUGUUUAUAAAAGUUUAGGUAUUUCUGAACAGUAGGCUGCACUGUCAUCACACUUUUCAGAAGUGACUUUCACUUUAACAUUCAGCUACCUACUGGAUGGGCUAGUCAGAGAUGGAGAUGUAUAGUAAAAAUGAUUAAAUAUUGAUCUGUUUCUAACCCACACCUAUCAUAUCACUACUGGAGAUAUGGAUUGAACCACUGGAUCACUUUUAUGAUGGCUUUUUGGAGAAUUAAAGUUCUGGUCACCAUUCACUUGCAUUAUAUGGACCUACAGAGCUUAAAAUAUUCUUCUAAAAAAAUGUAUUUGUGUUCUGCAGAAGAGAGAAAGUCAUACACAUCUGGGAUAGCAUGAGGAUGCGUAAAUGAUGAGAGAAUUUUCAUAUUUUUGUGAACUAUCCCAUAAAGUUAUUUUCAUAGUAAUUGAUCAUUAUGAUUUGUUGACCGUGAUUAGUGAUAUCAUACAUUUGCACUGAAUUUAUUCACAGAUGUUAGAUGAGCUUCUGCCCAACCCAUACUAAGUAUGUUUCUGAAAUCUCAUAAUUGAAUCUUAAUCAUGGUGUUGGGUUAAACAUGCUCUGUGUGAUACUUUUCAUUUCUGUCUCAAAUUUUAGUUCACAGAAACUUUAUUCUGAAUAAAAUCUCACUCUGUGA
This is a messenger RNA of Xyrauchen texanus (razorback sucker), 5285 nucleotides long. RefSeq lists its product as uncharacterized. The record is from RefSeq and is a predicted model, not a curated record. Gene Ontology annotation, biological process: cell adhesion; angiogenesis. Gene Ontology annotation, molecular function: protein homodimerization activity; protein heterodimerization activity. Lineage: Eukaryota; Metazoa; Chordata; Actinopteri; Cypriniformes; Catostomidae. Bases 150 to 1124 code for a protein of 324 amino acids. The transcript is spliced from 7 exons.